AAAGAAUGAGGUUUAGCCUUGGCCAUCAAAGCCACCCCUGAUUUCACCAUGAAGUCCAAUGGCAUCUUCCCUCUUGUGGUGCUUCUUGCCCUGGGAACUCUGGCACCUUGGACUGUGGAAGGUGUUGAAAAGUUGUCUUUGAAAGCUGGACUCUGCCCUCCUAGAAAACCUGCCAAUUGCUUUAGAUAUGAGCCACCUGAGUGCAAGAGUGACUGGCAGUGUCCAGAGCAGAAGAGAUGUUGCCCUGAUAUUUGUGGCAUCAAAUGCCUGGAUCCUGUUGCGAUCUUAAAACCAGUUAACGAGAAGCCUGGGAAGUGCCCGGUGGUCCAUGGUCAAUGUAAGAUGUUCAAUAUCCCCAAUUACUGUGAAAAGGAUGGCCAAUGUGAGGGUGACUUCAAGUGCUGCAAAGGCAUUUGUGGGAAAGUCUGUGUGGCCCCUGUGAAAGCUUGAUUCCUGCCCUGUGAUCUGGGAGCUCCCUCUCUGUCCCCUGCUUGGAUCACUGGGGCACUCCAUGGUGAAGACUUGGUUCUGCCGCCAACACCUUCUUUGGGGAACUGCCAGGAAAUGCUCGCUGAUUGGUGAAUGAAUAAAUGAGUAUAUUUCUCUCUGCA
This is a messenger RNA of Loxodonta africana (African savanna elephant), 611 nucleotides long. RefSeq names its product secretory leukocyte peptidase inhibitor (gene SLPI). Gene Ontology annotation, molecular function: serine-type endopeptidase inhibitor activity. The transcript has 4 exons. Gene Ontology annotation, cellular component: extracellular region. Bases 49 to 450 code for a protein of 133 amino acids. Lineage: Eukaryota; Metazoa; Chordata; Mammalia; Proboscidea; Elephantidae. The record is from RefSeq and is a predicted model, not a curated record.